Messenger RNA from Bursaphelenchus okinawaensis, 591 nucleotides. The record is from the annotation of a GenBank genome assembly. Lineage: Eukaryota; Metazoa; Nematoda; Chromadorea; Rhabditida; Aphelenchoididae.
AUGGACUCUCGCUUAGGUGCUGUGUUCGCCGCUAUAAACGUUUCCUCGACAACCGGGCCUCAAGCGGUUUGUCCUUCGUCGUUCGCUCAAAGUUCAGCCGCCAAUCAGAUUGGCACAGUUCAGGCGGGAAUCUCGCAGAUCGGCCUCUCGGCUCCAUUCCCACAAACCCAGUUCAACAGUGGAGCUAUCUCACCACCAGAACUUCCGUUCUUCACUCAGCCCUUUCAGAAUGGACUACUUGAUCCGAGCCAAUUCAACUUAGCCAAUCUGCCUACCGAGACCUUACAAAACCUGAACAAGCUCGUCAGUCAACCGGUCGAGAAUCUACGCUCAUCUCCCAUCUUGACGUAUCUACGAGGUGCCGUGGUCCAAGCCCUGUCCCAGUCCAGUUCGGGAUCAGAGACGUCGACGCCAGACGAGCCGCCAUCUCUGGAAAUGCCUUCUAUUCUGCCUUCGACCAGCGAGCCAGCUCUUCCCGAGCCCAACCCGGAAGUGCCACGCCGAAUCAGACGACGCAGACCUAAAAGUCCCAAACGCAGCAAGAGCCCCAAACAGAAGACGGCCGAGGAGGAAGAGGUGAGUCUGUUUUAA